This is a messenger RNA of Priapulus caudatus, 922 nucleotides long. RefSeq lists its product as uncharacterized. The record is from RefSeq and is a predicted model, not a curated record. NCBI's taxonomy places the organism in Eukaryota, Metazoa, Priapulida, Priapulimorpha, Priapulimorphida, Priapulidae. The transcript has 3 exons. The coding region runs from base 233 to 922 and encodes 229 amino acids.
ACGGCCGGUGUGAGCAUGGUGGCGCCAUCUGGUCAGCACCAGCUGUGCGGCAGACGCACGCUCUGCGCGUGGGAUCGUCAUGGCAACCGUCACCUAGCAGACGACGACGCGAGGAGAUGGCAGCGGCAGCGCAGACGGACAGACGAUCGGCAAGGAAACACUGUUGCACCAGAAACGCAGAUGUGCUGAGAGGAAACAGUGCUGCACCGGAGGCACGGGCGAAUGAGAAGGGAUGAUGUUGCACCGGAAAUGCAAGCAAUCGGAGAGGAAACUGUGCUGUGCUCGAAAUACAGACGAUCCGGCAGUAAAAACUGUGCUGCGCCGAGAACACGGACAAGCUGAGAGGAAAUUGUGCUGCACCGAAAACAAUGGAAUAGCUCAGAGGAAACACUGCUGCGCCGAAAACAGGGAAAGGCUGAGAGGAAAUGGCGCUGUGCCAAAAACACAGCCGAGCAGAGUGGAAAUAGUGUUGCGCCGAAAAAUCGGACUAGGAUUCGACGUCCGGCGCCAGUCAAGCGGUCAAUCAGACCGGGCACAGCGCGUAUGUGCGGAUGAGGAGGCAGAGAGAGCGUGGCUUCCCAUGACGACGACGGGAGUGAGCGUGAUGCGCGGUGCGGAUGAGGAGGCAGAGAGAGCGUGGCUUCCCAUGACGACGACGGGAGUGAGCGUGAUGCGCGGUGCGGAUGAGGAGGCAGAGAGAGCGUGGCUUCCCAUGACGACGACGGGAGUGAGCGUGAUGCGCGGUGCGGAUGAGGAGGCAGAGAGAGCGUGGCUUCCCAUGACGACGACGGGAGUGAGCGUGAUGCGCGGUGCGGAUGAGGAGGCAGAGAGAGCGUGGCUUCCCAUGACGACGACGGGAGUGGGCGUGAUAUGGCGCCACAUACUCGCGCGUCUGCGGGAGGCGCGCGUUCUCGUGACCUAG